GGGAUUUGGGGAGGAUAGUCCCCAGUCAUCAAACCACAGUCCCUCAGAGCAGGUCGCAUUGUUAUUUAUCCAAAUCUGCAGAGUUCCCUAGAGUCAUGACCCAGGCCCAUCCGUCUCUCUUUUUCAGGUUGUGGGCUGCACACUGCAGGAAAAUUCAGCUGAAGAAAGAUAACUCUUCCACACAAGUGUACAACUACCAGCCCUGCGACCAUCCAGACCGCCCCUGUGACAGCACCUGCCCCUGCAUCAUGACACAGAAUUUCUGUGAGAAGUUCUGCCAGUGCAACCCGGACUGUCAGAAUCGCUUUCCUGGCUGUCGCUGUAAGACCCAGUGCAACACCAAGCAGUGUCCCUGCUACCUGGCAGUGCGAGAGUGUGACCCCGACCUGUGCCUCACCUGUGGGGCCUCAGAGCACUGGGACUGCAAGGUGGUUUCCUGCAAAAACUGCAGCAUCCAGCGAGGCCUCAAGAAGCACCUGCUGCUGGCCCCCUCAGAUGUGGCCGGAUGGGGCACCUUCAUUAAGGAGUCUGUGCAAAAGAACGAAUUCAUUUCUGAAUACUGUGGUGAGCUUAUCUCUCAGGAUGAGGCUGAUCGACGGGGGAAGGUCUACGAUAAAUACAUGUCCAGCUUCCUCUUCAACCUCAACAAUGAUUUUGUAGUAGAUGCUACCCGGAAAGGAAACAAAAUUCGAUUUGCAAACCAUUCAGUGAACCCCAACUGUUAUGCCAAAGUGGUCAUGGUGAAUGGGGAUCAUCGCAUUGGGAUCUUUGCUAAAAGGGCAAUUCAAGCUGGUGAAGAGCUCUUCUUUGAUUACAGGUACAGCCAAGCUGAUGCCCUCAAGUACGUGGGGAUCGAGAGGGAGACCGAUGUCCUUUAGCCCUCCCGGGCCCCACGCCAGCGCUUACGGUGGCAGCACUGUCUUUGCUUCAUGCACACACCACCGCUGCUCGAGUUUCCUGCACUACGUGUCUCCCACACCGAGAAUCCCCCCCCCACUCCCUCUGCAGCGAGGCCUCGGCUGUGGCCAGUGGGAACAAGCGGUCUCAGUGAGAGGGGACACAGAGGCAGCUGGGGCUUGGGCCCCCAGGAGGAGAGUUGCAGAAGUGGGAGACCGAGUCUCAGGCCUCAGAGGGAGAGAGCGCGGGCUAGGGGUGGGUGACUCCGUGGUUUCUGGUCCGCUACACAGGCUGUGGGCCUCGGCAGUCAACCUGGGCAGUUCCUCACCUGCACUGGCCUGUAAUUCUAACUUUCCAAGUCAAGGGUCCUUGUGUAAUUGGGUCGCCGGCAUCUCUCUCUGUGGUCAUAGGGCCUGGAGAGGACUGGCUCGGUGAAGUUUGGUACCCGGAGCUUAGGAGUGGCCUGCGUCAAGGGCGAGCCUGGCGGGUGGCACAGACUGACUUCAGAGGGGAGACGGGUCACCUUACUACCUCUUCCCUCCUGGCAGGGUUCAAAUUCAAAGAGUGUGGGUUCCGAGUGUGGAUAUUCAACACUGGGAGAAGGAGAGCUAAGUGCUGUUCUUCCAUAGAGAGCGAGAGCCAUCCUGGUGACCGCAGUUCAACUGCUGAGCCUGGGGCCCAAGAGGCUCUGAGAAACCUUCUCUGCUCUGGAGAUGGGUGGAUACAUUUUCAGAUUCCCGAAAGCCGGUGCCAGUCUGCUGCCGGCUCCUCCCGAAGCUGUGGCUCGGCGCCGGCAGGCGACCCUCGUGCUGCUACUGAAGGAGCAGGGGGUCGUGCCGGGCUGCGCAGGAGCACGCCAGUUCCAGGCUAUGGAGUUGUUUUCAGGCCUUUCAUUCCCUCUAGAGGCCAGGCCCACGGGGCCUCUGUUGCUUAUCUCUUCUGGGUAGAUGGGCGAAGGCCUGGACUAGAGAGGGGUGAGGUUCUGAAGGUGAUUUACUUUCCUGUCUGAUGCACCUGCUGUUGGAAAGGGUAGUUGAGUGUUUGGAGGUGGGUGAGGGGCUCCCAAGUUGCACGUGCUUAGGACGGCAUCACGCUCGCCACACACACUGGCAGAGGGUAUUUGAAGCGUAGAGAGGACGCAGGCCAACCUCCUGCGCCAGUCCACGGUGCCAUUCUCUCUGGGAGUCCUGAUGAGCAAAGCACUUUAUUUCUUUGAGAAGGUCUGCAGAUUGAGGUGACGUUUGAGCUGAGGUCUCUGGGGUCCCUGCCCAAAUCCCAUUCCUAAGGGAAGGGGAAGGACAGGGGUUGGAAGAUUCCCCUCCAGUUCUGUCUCAGCUCCUGGUGGAGUAAGGAGGAGCUUCCUUGCCACAUAAGACGUAAAUGAGGAUGGGGCCGGCUCGAGGAGCUACCCCUGUGGUCUAUGGCCGGUGUGCUGAGCUGGCAGGGAAUAAGGAGCAUUGUGCUGGGUAAAAAGGAUGUGGGCAGGGACAGGCUGGCCCAGGGAAUACUGGAGUAGGGAGCCGGCUUCUCUUUUCUCUAGGGAAUCCAAGCCUUGCUUCCCUGGUCUAUACUGACCACUCCCUUUCUCCAACCCCACUGGCUGUCCCAUGAAGCAAGGAGUGGGGUUCCCUCUAGCCAAACUGUCGCCUAGGGAUUUUGGUGGGACGUGCACACACACUCACAUAUCCUCACGCACCACACUUGUGGGCACACAUGCACUCAGCCCUGAGCACACGCCCAGCCGGCUCCUGACGGAAGCCUCUUCCCACCUGACUGGUCAGCCCCACCAUGAUUCUGAAAUCUCCAUCUGCAGUGGUUUGUAUUCAUUGUGUACUGGAGACACCUCCUAACUGGACUGUGGGCUCUGAAGUACUCGUAAAUUACAGGGAACUACCAGAGACAAAUGAAGGAGGAGGAGUUGGGUCUGUCUGAAAUGGGGCUGGCUGUGAGGAAAAGAUGGGCAACAGGUUAUAUCCAGCCGUUGAGAGGCUAGACUGAUCCCCCUCUUCCCUCAGUGUGCAGAAUCCCCUCCUUCCCAGUUUCAGACCACUAAUACUCCUGUUCUGCCAGCAUUCCCAUCCUGUUCCCCUCGCUGUCCCCCCACCCCACACCUUCAGUGACGGGUCUCAACCUCUCCCCCCAGACCGUGGAAUGACAGACAGAGCAAGGUGGUGGGGACUGUGGGGGGGGAGGGCUGGUAUACGUGCGGCUUUAUUGCCAGUGAAUUUCACGCACUUUAAAGUCCUGUGGCUCGUGACCUCUUACCUGAAUAAAGUGGUAGAAUCCAUCUUGGCAA
Leptonychotes weddellii (Weddell seal) is the source of this 3193-nucleotide messenger RNA. NCBI's taxonomy places the organism in Eukaryota, Metazoa, Chordata, Mammalia, Carnivora, Phocidae. The record is from RefSeq and is a predicted model, not a curated record.